GUGCCUGUUGGUAUCUAACACCUGUAGACUCUGGGAAAGCGCCUUUUUCUUAAUCUUGAGUUCCACUUUAAGUGCAUACUCUUUUCCGUUGCGUGAAGCCAUAUCCAAAGCUUUCAGAGGAGGUUACAGCUGAUAAGCACGGGUCUCAAGUUCAACCCGACAGUCUGGAAAACCCCUUAUGUCCAAGCAAAGCGGAGCACGACCAAGGUCGUGCCUGCGUACCUAGGAUACUUCUACUUAAUCACACCUCUUGGUCCUGCAACAAUCCCCAAUCAUCUUUCACAUCAUAUCCCGCAAGCAACUGUGACUUACUCGCCCUUUAUGCAGCCGAAAGCUUAGCCAUCGCGAUUCAUCGCAAGAUAAAUCCAUGAUCGUCAUCAUCUGAUUCAAUUAUCUUCCAAUCGAGUAAUCUCUUCGCAGUCUUCGCUCCUUACCAUCUAUCGACCAUCAGUAGCUCACCGACAACAUCGCAUUCAACAUGCCCCGCAUGCUACUACCACCAACCGUUCACAUCCUCAUCAUCACCAUCGUCGCUGCAGCCCAUUCCAAACGAAGCGCUUGAACCCAUGAGUUCCGUGGAGUGGGAUCAUCUCUCACCUGAAGCAAGGAUUCAAUCAGAAGGCGACAGAAAAUGGGGCUGGGUCGUCUGUCGGAGCUGCCACGCAUCAGAAUUCGACCCGCGCUGAGAGGAAAUCAAGAGCCAUAUCGUAGACGAGCUUUGUAAGGAUAUCGCUAAAUCCGACACACCCUCUAUCGCGAAAACGAUGGAUUUCGACUUUAUCGAGGACCCUGCCUUUGAAGGCGCCACGGUCACGCAGCUACAGCACUACUUCCAGGCUUGGGCGCGCACAAGCGAGGGAUACCAUUUUGUCGAGGGGACAGACACUGAUUUUGGCGCCGGCGAGGGAGGCCUCAGAACGUAUCCAGGUUAG
This is a messenger RNA of Verticillium dahliae VdLs.17, 932 nucleotides long. RefSeq lists its product as uncharacterized. The record is from RefSeq and is a predicted model, not a curated record. The coding region runs from base 765 to 932 and encodes 55 amino acids. The transcript is spliced from 2 exons. Lineage: Eukaryota; Fungi; Ascomycota; Sordariomycetes; Glomerellales; Plectosphaerellaceae.